This is a messenger RNA of Magnolia sinica, 940 nucleotides long. RefSeq names its product vacuolar iron transporter homolog 4-like. Gene Ontology annotation, cellular component: membrane. NCBI's taxonomy places the organism in Eukaryota, Viridiplantae, Streptophyta, Magnoliopsida, Magnoliales, Magnoliaceae. Gene Ontology annotation, biological process: intracellular manganese ion homeostasis. Bases 124 to 756 code for a protein of 210 amino acids. The transcript has a single exon. The record is from RefSeq and is a predicted model, not a curated record. Gene Ontology annotation, molecular function: iron ion transmembrane transporter activity; manganese ion transmembrane transporter activity.
CUAUUCUACAGUAGAAUCUUGCACCAUAAAUCCCUUGAGCGUGUGUCUACCACACUCCACAUCUUCUCCUUCUCAAUACUCCCAGCACAACCUCCUCUUCCUCCUACUUUAAUCCUUCUGAUCAUGGCAGUCUUUGAGCAAUCACGUGACCAGCCAUCUGAUAUCGAAAGGCAGGCGAAUGACACUGACAUCAACUACUCCCAAAGGGCGCAAUGGCUGAGAGCCGCCGUCUUAGGAGCCAAUGACGGGCUGGUGUCUACAGCCUCGUUGAUGAUGGGAGUCGGAGCUGUGAAGGAAGACGCAAAAGCCAUGAUAAUCUCCGGGUUCGCUGGACUGGUUGCGGGAGCAUGUAGCAUGGCAAUAGGAGAGUUUGUUUCUGUUUACUCGCAAUUGGAUAUAGAGGUGGCUCAGAUGAAGAGAGAGAAGGAAAUGAAGGAAGGAAGUGGUGAGAGUGAGGAAGAGAAUGGGGGUGUGCAGUUGCCUAGUCCAGUUCAGGCAGCUGCAGCGUCGGCUCUGGCGUUCUCGGUUGGGGCGAUGGUGCCGCUACUGGCGGCUGCAUUUAUAAAGCCACAUAAGGUGAGGCUAGGUGUGGUGGCUGGAGCUGUAACGUUGGCGUUGAUGGUGUUUGGAGGAGUGGGUGCGAAGUUGGGAAGGGCGCCCCUGGUGAGGUCUGGUUUGAGGGUGUUGGUGGGAGGUUGGUUAGCCAUGGUUGUGACUUUUGGGUUGAUGAAGUUGUUUGGGUCUCAUGGGUUGUAAGGACAGCCGUGUCUUCCUCUCCUCCUGCUUUUCCUCCUUUCCUUUCUUCCUCUUCUUCAUGUUUUUUUUUGUUUUUUCUUCUGUCUUUGUGAAGUUAGCAAGUUGGCAUAACAUGGGAGAGUGGAGGCAGUCUUUUUUCAUGUAGUGUUCAUCAUGGAAUGGAUUAAUGGUUGUCUACUUUAUA